UGAAAUGACCGAUGAAUAUUGUUUUGUAUUUCACGUUUAAUUUAUCGGUCCCUUUAUAGCAAAGAGAAAGAGUUAUCACUCUUUGCUUUAUCGUCUGAUAACUUGUUGAUCUCUUAGUCAACAUAUUUCCGUAAAGAAACAAGAUUGCUCUGUUUAUUUGUUUUCCAGUUGAAAUCUAUUGUUAAAUUGUCUAUUUGUUAAUGUUAAAUUAAAGUUAAUUUUUUCUAGUUAAUAUUUCCAAUUGUUAAAUCAUUUAUGGUUAAAGUGGCAAAUUUUGCACUAAAUUUGCUUCCAAAUAAAUCUCAAAUUUUCAGAAAAUUGACUCGCUCUGAAAAAUGUCUUCUCCUGUUAGUCAUUGUAACAUUAUUCAUAUGUUUUACAUUAGCCAUUGUGAUUAUCACAUCUUACUGCCAAGUUAACAAAGUUUGUUUAAGCCGAGAGUGUAUCAAAGCAGCCUCUACUAUUUUGGACCAACUAAAUGAAGAAGUUUCACCAUGUGAUGGUUUUUAUGAAUUUGCAUGCGGAGGAUUAGACAAUGAAUUUAUAGAGAUACCAGAGGAUCGUACAAACAUGUGGACUACUUCACUAGCUCAAGUAAAGAUUAACAACAGAUUGAAAGUUCUUCUAGAAUCCAUCAAUACAACACAAAAUGAUAAUUAUUUGACUAAAAUGAAAAAUCUUUAUGAUUUGUGUAUGGAUAAAGAUAAUUUGGAAAAUUUAGGAAGCUCUUUACUCCUUGGUGUUCUCGAUCAGUUAGGUGGUUGGCCUGUGGUUUCGGGAACCAAAUGGAAGCAAGAUGAGUUUGACGUUGUUGAUACAUUGGUCAAUAUGCGUAAAUAUGGUUAUCCUCAUGACAUCUUUGCUUCGAUCACCAUUUCACCACACAUUUUCUACCAAAAAUUCAACGUUAUCUAUAUUGGUGAGGCCAAUUUAGCUUUAGAAGAACGUAGUUACUACGAGGAAGAUCUAGAUGAUCCCGUUCUUCAGGAAUACCUACGUUUUAUGGUAAAAUCGAGUGUAUACCUUGGAGCUGAUCAAGCCUUAGCUGAAGCUGAAAUGGCAAAAGUGUUACAAUUUGCGAUACAAUUGGCUUUACUGACAAUAUCUCGUAAUACUCCUCACAACUAUUACAACCCAAUGAAGAUUGACCAGUUACAAGCAUUAUCACAGGAAGCGUACAACUGGACUCAAUAUUUCAAUGGCAUCUUUGAUCCAUUUUCAAUUGUUAAUAAUGACAGCUACAUAAUUGUUUAUGUGCCAAAUUAUAUUAAAGCCGUGAGUGAGCUGAUUGAAUCAACAGAUAAAAGAGUUUUGGCCAACUAUUUGUUAUGGCGAGUUGUGCUCAGUUCAACCGUUUUACUAGACGAACGCUGGGCCUUGCUGGGUCGUGAAUUUUAUCAACAUAUCGAUGGACGUAAAUCAUUAAAGCCUAGACAUUCAUUUUGCAUGGAAACGGUCAAAAAAUAUUUCAACAUUGGUUCAUCUGGACUUUAUAUUAAUGCAACUGAAGACAAAAGUAAUCUCAAUUUGAUGUCAAAAAUGACCGAAUAUAUCAAAGAAUCUUUUGUUGGAAUGAUUAAAUCAUCUGAUUGGAUGGAUGCACAAUCAAUGGAAGCUGCUCUAAAUAAGACAAGUUUGAUGACCUUACAUGUUGGUUAUCCCCAGGAAUUGACUGAUUUCGAUAUAAUCAAUGAUUAUUAUCAAGAGGUUCCUACUGGUAGAAACACUACAUGGUUUGAAAUGAUUUUGUUUCUCAGACAUUGGAAGAAGGAUAAAGAUUACCUCAAGAUUACUACUGGAAAUGAGAAAGGAUUUUGGGUUGAUUACAGUAAUGUUAUCGAUAUAAAUGCUUAUUACCGUCAUCAAGAAAAUAGCAUUCAAUUUCCACUCAGCAUCAUUGAAUCAACUGGAAUCAAUGCUGAUUAUCCCAUGUACUUAAAUUUCGGAGCAGUUGGCUGGAUUAUUGGACAUGAAAUUUCUCAUGGUUUUGACACUGUUGGUAGAAAAUUUGAUGAGCACGGGAAUUAUGAAAAUUGGUGGUCAGAUUCAACUACGGAAAAAUUUGAAGCCAAAACUCGCUGCUAUGCAGAACAGUAUAGUCAAUUUGAACUCAAAAAGACUGGUGAAAAGGUUAAUGGAAAUCGAACACUUGCUGAAAAUAUAGCAGACAAUGGUGGCAUGAAACAAGCAAUUGUGGCUUACAAAAAGUACGUCAAGGAUCACGGAGAAGAGCCAUUAUUACCUGGCCUUAAAUAUAAUCCAUAUCAACUAUUUUUCAUUAGAUCAGCUCAUUUUUAUUGUGGCAAAUGGAGGACUCCAGCUUUAUCUCAUAUGAUACGAACAGAUGUACAUAGUCCAGGAAUUUUUAGAAUUAUCGGCACUUUGUCAAACAUGGUUGAAUUUUCUGAAGCCUUCAACUGUCCAUCCAAAGCUAAAAUGAAUCCAGAAAAAAAGUGCACUCUUUGGUAAAAUAUUACUCCACAUUGAAAUAUUACUCUGUUUUGAUUAUUUGAUCUUGUAUCAAACAGUAAACAUCAAUAUAAUUUCUCGGUUGAUUUAAAACCUCUACGUAUCUUCGGUAUCUGUAUUGUAUCUUCUGGCUUAAUUGUUGUUUGAAGCAAGAAUGAAUUUGACUCAAAGAUCAAAUAUUGUUAUUGUCUUUGCUACAUUAUUUUGAAAAUGAAAUUCAGAGAUUGAUUAAAAUUAUCAAGUUUUUCUUGUAUUAGAUGUUUAGUAGUUUGAAAUUGAUGCACUAGAUGACGUCUCAAGUCACUCACAAUAAAAUCUAUUUUAAUAACAAUGA
Molecule: messenger RNA, 2803 nt
Organism: Tetranychus urticae (two-spotted spider mite)
Lineage: Eukaryota; Metazoa; Arthropoda; Arachnida; Trombidiformes; Tetranychidae
Product: neprilysin-11-like
Biological process (GO): protein processing
Cellular component (GO): plasma membrane
Molecular function (GO): metalloendopeptidase activity
Source: RefSeq, a predicted model, not a curated record